CCGACCCCCGAACAUGGAUGUAUUAAGAGAACCGUUUGACAUUUUUAGAGAGCCCUGACACUCAAAACAGAUAUCAGCAUUGAACUGAAAAAUGUAAGAAAAAUUUACACUACUGUCACAGCGACUCUCGGGGUAUAAUUUGUGGGUUUAAACGCGACAUUAUGAUCAGUUGGAGGCCGAGAACUGUUGGCUUUGAGACACACGGCCGACCGUUCAGCUGGUAAUGCAACGUAACGUUAUUUUUCACAGCAGGUUUGUAUUUUCUUUUUUUAUAAACGGAUGUGUCAUUAUCAGCGCACAGACUCUUUUGCGUUAUUGACUAUGCCAACCGCAUGACAGCGUGUUUAAUUGAUACCCUCGCCGACCUAAAAUAGCAUAUUUUAGCUCACUGAGUUUGCAGCAAUGGCUUCGGCGCUGAGUUGCUUCAGUGGUCCCGAGGUGUUGGAGGACGUGAAUCACGCUCGGGGUUUGAUGGACGAGUUGAAAUUACUGUACAACUGCCGGCUGCUCGGUGACGUAACUAUCGGAGUUGAGUGGGAAGAGGAGUCACUGGAGCACAGCGGGGAGUCAGCCAGAGGUGACAUUGACCAACUUUUCCUGUGUAGCCGCAACGUCCUCGCCGCUGCCAGCCCUUACUUCAAAAGCAUGUUCACCGGGGGGUUAAAUGAGAGCAUGCAGCAGAGAGUGGUCAUCCGCGGGGUGGACUUUGAGUCCAUGUCUGUUAUCAUCGACUAUUGUUACACUGGCAGGGUGACCAUCACGGAGAGCAACGUCCAGAGGCUGUACGCAGCGGCCAAUAUGCUCCAGCUUGAGUACAUCAGGAAAGCAUGCUCCAGUUUCAUGACAAGGAGGCUGGACCUCUCAAACUGUGUGGGGAUACUGAAAUUUGCAGACACAUAUGACAACCCUGAAUUGAAGGAGAAUGCUCAAGCUUUCAUAGCCAGGAACUUCAGCCAGGUGUGUAUUGGAGAGGAGCUUUGUGAGCUGGAUUUGAUGCAGCUGAAGGAGAUGUUGUCUCUGGACACUUUGGAUGUGGACUGUGAAAGGAAGGUAUGCUCAGCUGCUUUGCAGUGGAUAGAGGCGAAUGCACCACAGAAAAGGGAAGAUGCACUACAGGCACUGAAGUGUGUGCGCUGGAACUUGUUUACAGAGAAGGACAAGUGUUACCUGGAGGGCCUUAUGGCAAGGCCUUUAAUUGAGAAGUACCUUGCAUCUUUUUUUAACAGGUCUGCAGAGGAUGGCUGUGGAAUGUCUGCAACUCUGGACAUACCGAAACACAGAAUAGGUGUAAGUGCAAAAGAAAUGAUUCUCUUCUUUGGCCUACCUAAUGACAACAUAAUGUGCUGUGACCCUUACUCAGAGGACCUGUAUUUCAUGGCUCCUCCUUUAGAAGACCUCAGCAGUCAGGAUUACAAACGUUCCACCAUGGAGUCUUUAAUCGCCUGUGCCACACCUGAAAACAACUUGUACCUAGCCUCCCACCUCUCUAAACAUUUCUGGCUGUACAACCCUGUGCUCAACAGCUGGCAGGAGUUGGCAGAGAGACCACUGGGGAGGAUGCACUCUGGAAUGGGCUACCUCAACGGUCAUGUGUACCUUUUGGGAGGAAGAAAUCCAGUGACUGAUGCCAGACUUAAGGAGGUGGAGUGUUACAGUGUCCAGAGGAACCAGUGGACAUUUGUGGCUCCUUUGCCUCAUUCUUUGGGUAAAAUGCAGGUGGUGGCACUAAAUGACCACCUGUAUGUGGUGAACAAAAGGAGAAUGCUUUGCUAUGAUCCCAAGAGGAACCGCUGGCGCCACUGUGGCUCACUGAGAAGGGACAAGCUUCACAAGGCCUGCGUGUAUCAGGACCAGAUCAUCUGUGUGUGUGACAUCCCUGUGGUGAAAGCCUACAGCCCCACCAGGGGAGAGUGGAAGAGGUUGGGUGACAUUCCCAUUGACAGCCGUGCUCUAAAUUACCAGGUGAUCCAGCACAACAACAAGCUGCUCCUCCUCACUCAGACUUUAUUGCAGCACAACAAAAACAGGGUCCUCAUCCAUGAAUACGACCCAGCCAGGGACACAUGGAAGAACAUCAUGGCAGUGUAUGUGUCCACCCUGGGGCCCGUGUGUGUUUCAACACGCGUGUACCCGGCAUGCCUUGGCUCUGCCCACAGCUUCUCUACAGAGGAGGACGACGACAGUGGCUCCAGUGCCGACUGGGACUUUGAUGGGUUGACAGACGCAGACUCUGACUCGGGCAGCUCUAGCUCUUUCUCAGACGAGAACUGGUAGUGAAAUGUGUUACUGUGUCAAAGAAAGGUUUAACUUAUUUAUAAUUGAGUGGAUUUUUAGUACAUGGUUCUGUGUGUCAGGAGAGAUCACAGUUCCAUUUAGUAUUUAAGCCAGCCAUUUACAGUGGAAGCACGAGCCCAUCAAAAUAUUUACAUGGACGUCUUUCUUUUCACCCAUCUGGCUAAUUUACUGAAGGAGAGAAGAAACUAAGCAGAUUUGGUUUCAGAAAUGCCAAAAGAUAAGGGCUUUGCUGCAUAGUUUGUAUCAUGUGCUGCCAGCAUGAAGGACAGUAUGAUGUAGAGUCUUGUUUACACAAAAACAAGACAUACAUGAUAGAAAUAUAGCUGUUCAACAACAAUUUCAUACUUUAAAGUCAUACUUUAGCCCUUUAAUAAGGGCAGCUAAAUGAAGGUUACUCCAGAGUUACAGUAUUACACUUUUUUUUUUUUUAAAUAUAAAAUUUGGGGAACUGGCAACACAGAUUAAAACAAAAAACUGUCAAAGUGAAGCAGCAGAGGCUAUAACUAAUUGCUGGAAGGUCGUUCCAGCAAUUAGUGCUCUGAUGCUGCCAAGGCUCAUUAAGCAAACACAUCAGUCAAAUACAAAAGCCAAAUAUCUUGCUCUUGAGUUCACUGUCAAUAAAGCAAGAGUGUCUUUUUCGUGUGUAACACCCCUGUUAGCUACUUUCUUUUCAGUUUCUUAAGGGGUGUAUGGCAAAAAGCGUUUGGGGACCGCUGCCAUAUUGCAAAUUGUUAAUUUCUUUAUACUUGGUAAUUUUCUUCCAGAACUAUGAACACUAUAAAUAACUAAAUAUUACCCCCCAUGACUAGUAAAUUGGCUUUGAUGUGUUAAAUCGGCGGAGGGCCCUUUUUAAUGCUCUUGGCUUUUGUUGUUAUAUAAAGACACGUUUGUGACAGAAAUAUAACUUUUAUUUGGCUUGAAUAAAUGAGCACACCUCCUCUACUAUGAGCAGCAACUAUGAUUGAUGUAAAAUCAUGACUGUGAUUUUUGGGACAUCGGGCAGCUCAAGUGCCUCAUGUUUAUGACUUCAAACACAACUGGGCAUUUACAGGGCUUUAACAUUUGCUGUACUGUUUAUGUUGUUGAAUGCACAUCAAGACGUCACACACACACACACACACACACACACCUGGUGUUGUGAAAACUACUGUAUGAAAUGUAGAAGCCAAUGUACUGUACGCUCACUCAGGUUUAGGCUUCAGCGAAAGCCUGUAUGCCAUGAUUAACUUUUUUUCUGAGAUGCAGUAAAAUUGAUUGAUGAUUUUGGUGACAAAUUAUACAUCUUAUCAAAUUGAUUUGAAACUAUUGUAUGGCGUUAAUGUAUGUGUUUUCUUAUCUAGGAUUUUUAACUUAAGAUAUAUGUCACAAUCACGGAUCAAAAUGUUUUUACAAUGUUUUGAACUGGGCUGCCCGAUAUGAGGAAAAUAUACAACAUGCGAUAAUGUUGAAUAUCGUGAUAACAAUAUUACUCGUGAUACAUAAACAGAUGUUAAAAUGUACUCAGUUCUGCUGCUUUCAGUAUUUUUCUACAAUACAACAAAUUGCUUUGUUGUAUUUAAAACAAAUACAAGGAAAUCCUUUUUCAACAUUCUUUUAUGGACAAAUUGAACAUUAUAUUGAAUAUAAAAGGCACCACUAAAAAAGAGUGACAGUUACAUUUUAAAGUGCAGUUUUCUACUGAUAUUUUCUUUCAACUAACACUAUUGCGAUAUGUUGCAGUCUUUCACGAUGUGUAUAUUGCGCCAGUUGAUAUUGCGAUGACGAUUUAAAAAAAAAAAAAAAGCUAUAUUGUGCAGCCCUAGUUUUGAAUAUUGUUUGGUCCUGAUGAGUUGUUGUAAUUUGAGGAGUUUCUGUCUACAUGUAGUGAAACUGUUGCAAAGCCAUCGUCCUCCCCAACCACCCCACUGUUACCAGUUUGUUAGCUGUGAACACAGAAGGGUCUACUCUCAUUGAUACAAAUGCUGUAGACACCUCUCAGUAUAUAGGCGAAUGCAAUACCACAAGUUACAGCCUCCAAAAUGAACAUACAGUUGAAUCAACACCUCUGUAACACUGAACAUUAUAUCCUUCAUGAAGGUAGGAUUAAUUACAGGGCUGUUGUUUGAGGCUGUAUUAGCUUCCACUAGUUGUUGGUCUGAUUUAUAAAGCUGUUUUGGUGUAUGUGUCAAAUAAAUGUGUCUGAUGCAGAAGAG
Sander lucioperca (pikeperch) is the source of this 4487-nucleotide messenger RNA. It is a transcript of the gene kbtbd7, whose product is annotated as kelch repeat and BTB (POZ) domain containing 7. Bases 403 to 2274 code for a protein of 623 amino acids. The transcript has a single exon. Gene Ontology annotation, molecular function: protein binding. The record is from RefSeq and is a predicted model, not a curated record. NCBI's taxonomy places the organism in Eukaryota, Metazoa, Chordata, Actinopteri, Perciformes, Percidae.